AUGGCGGUGGACGACAACGAGCUGGCGAGAGCGGGGUGGGACACAGCGGACGAGAUGCGGGUGGGUGCCUGGUGCCUGGUCGACGAGCUGCAUCCAGGCACCGUCGCCUUUGUGGGCUCCAUCGUGGAGGCCGAGGGGACAUGGGUUGGCGUCACGCUCGAUGCUCCGCUCGGCGAUCUGGUCCAAGGGCCGAUUCGGUACUUUGCAUUCAAGAAAGGCUAUGGCAUGAUGGUCCACCCGGCCCGUGUCCGCAUUGUGCCCAAGCCCAUGUCGCAGAGCGCGCGCGCCGAGCUCGAGCGUGAAGCCCGUGCAGCGGCUGCCCGCCGCCGUCGCCUCCGUCGACGGUCAUCGCGCUCGCCACCACCAUCAUCGCCCGCCCUCAAGCUCGACUCGCAGGAGGCCAUGCACGAUCUGGUCGAGGCAGAGAAGGUGGCCAAGCUCGCCCGCCGCGCCCGCCUCCGCUUCCCCAUCGGGACCCGCGUCGUGGUCAACGGCACCCAUUCGGGUGAGGUCUGCUUUAUCGGUGCCACAGAGUUUGCCCACGGCCUCUGGUUCGGCAUCCACCUGGACGAGCCCGGAGAGGGCAACUGUGACGGCUCGAUCAAUGGCGUUGACUACUUUGACUCGGAGCCCGACACCGCCGUCUUUGUCCGCAAGGCUGCGCUCGUCCGCAUUGCCUCCGCCCCGCUCCGCCGCACCGUCGUGUGA
Messenger RNA from Thecamonas trahens ATCC 50062, 708 nucleotides. RefSeq lists its product as uncharacterized. Bases 1 to 708 code for a protein of 235 amino acids. Lineage: Eukaryota; Apusomonadida; Apusomonadidae. The transcript has a single exon. The record is from RefSeq and is a predicted model, not a curated record.